CAGGAAGGUUGGUAGCAGUGUGAGGUGUUGAUAGCUGUCAGUGUUGAAUAUGCAAAAAUAUGAGAAAUUAGAGAAAAUUGGCGAAGGUACUUACGGAACUGUAUUUAAAGCAAAAAAUCGCGAAACGCAUGAAAUUGUCGCUUUAAAGAGAGUGCGUUUAGACGAUGAUGAUGAGGGUGUACCUUCAUCGGCGUUACGUGAGAUAUGCCUCUUAAAAGAACUAAAACACAAGAAUAUUGUACGGUUGUAUGAUGUGCUCCACAGCGAUAAAAAACUAACGUUGGUGUUUGAACAUUGUGAUCAAGACUUAAAGAAAUAUUUUGAUAGCUUAAAUGGGGAAAUAGAUCCAGAUGUAGUGAAAUCUUUCAUGUAUCAACUGCUACGAGGCCUUGCCUUUUGUCACAGCCAUAACGUUCUCCACAGAGAUCUCAAGCCACAGAAUUUACUUAUUAACAAGAAUGGUGAAUUAAAGUUGGCAGAUUUUGGUCUUGCUCGAGCUUUUGGUAUCCCUGUCAAAUGCUACUCAGCAGAGGUUGUGACAUUGUGGUACAGACCUCCUGAUGUCCUGUUUGGUGCCAAACUUUACACUACGUCUAUUGACAUGUGGUCUGCAGGCUGCAUCUUUGCUGAGUUGGCGAAUGCAGGGAGACCACUCUUUCCUGGUUCAGAUGUCGAAGAUCAGCUGAAACGAAUCUUUAAGUUGUUAGGUACUCCAACUGAAGAGACAUGGAGUGGUCUGACACAACUACCAGAUUAUAAACCAUUUCCAAUUUAUCAUCCAAGCAUGGCAUUUAGUCAAGUAGUGCCGAAGCUAAAUGCCAAAGGUCGGGACCUUUUACAGCGUCUUCUGGUGUGCAAUCCAGCACUGCGGAUGGCAGCUGAUGAUGCAAUGGCGCAUCUUUACUUCAGUGAUCUCAGUCCUGCCAUUAAAAAUGACCGCUGCCAGUGACUCUGGCCAUGUCCUGUGAGUGAUGUUUCUUCAAACCCCACUGUGUACUCACUAGUAUGUUGUUGUGCUUUGCAGAACAUCUCUGCCAUCAACAGGAGUUAUACCUAUGAGAGAUGCUGCUGAAUGGAUGGUAUAUUUUAUUCACAAUGAUUCUUGUGAUGCAUAUGCUUGAGAUCCUGAUGUUUGGUACUGAACAUUCCUAAGCAAUAUGUGUACUGUGCUUUGUCCAUAGUUUCUUAAGUGGAAAGUUUUUGAUGUAUAAUUGGAUAAUCACAGAGUGAACUACACAUAUUAUAUAAAUACCAAAGAUGAAUAUUUUCUUUUUGAGUGUAUUACUUCAGUGUCUUUUUAUGUAAGUGAGCCCCUUAUUAUUGUGAGAAGAAUAUAAUGAAAAAUAUUAGUUUUUGGAUGGAUGAGUCAUUAAGAAAUUAACUGAAAUCUAAUUGUGUUGUGUAAAGUGUUAAAUGUGCCCAUAUUCUGGUAAAGACAUUGCUUGAAAAUAUUUUUACAAUGUGAGCCUCUAAAACAGUAUUUGAAAUGUCUGAAUGGACUGUGCUGUAGUGUAGUCUAAAAAAGUUUUCAGUCUUUGCUUUUUGUCAUACCUUGAUUUUAAUCAGAUCCUUUUGUGUGUGUUUCAUUACAGAAGUGUUUCUGUUACUAUUUGUUAGUUUAGAAUGAGUAUUUCACAUAGGAGCUGUGAUGUUUUGAGUAUGUCAUUAGUCCUCUUUCUUUCCCUGACAAAUGUAUUCCCUAUUUUUGAGUUGCAACACAAUUAAAUUAGUUUAGUAAUUCUUGCUUCAUUAAAGAGCUCAGUUAAUUCAGUAUUUAAAUUCUACUAUUACUGAAAUUUAAACAGAGAAAAUUUAACACAAUACUACCUAUCUUCACUGCUUUUUACUGUUUUAGAGAGUGUUGCACCUGAAUUGUCAUUUUGAAACAACUCUAGUCUUGAUAUCAAAAUCUAGCAGAUAAGAUAACUUCACUGGUCAAACAUAUUAGUCUCUUUCAUCAUGUUAGGAUAUGCCAUGUUCCUGAUCCUUUGUAACAAGUGCAGUUUGCUGUGAUGUUGAUUGGACAAGGCUGUGGAUGUAGGAAACACCAUUGUCCAAUCACUAUACUCAUUAAACACCACAUGGCAGUCAGAUUAAAAAACUUUGAUCCCUAAUAUUUUAAGCACUGUUCCAAAUACCCACAGAUAUCUUUAAUGUGGUCUCUAUUAGGCGACUUUUCAAUCAUUCCCAGAUGCAUAAUUGGCUCUGGACAUUCAUUUUACUGUGCAACCUUUGAAGACAGUGCUGCUUAAGCUGCAAUUUCAGACAGGCGAAUGACAAAACAUGGUUGUCAUGCAUGUUGUUGCUGUUCCUCUUCACAGUACCUGUCAAUUGAAGUGAAGGAUCCGUUUCCUUAAAAUUAAAACAGAACAACAGAGAUCCAUCUCUAGCCUGCACAACUCUUUUUUUUAGGCCAUUGUCCCAGAAGACUUUCUGUGCUACCCAAUGAACAUGAGGCUACAUAUAAUUUACAAAGGUUGAAAGGGGGUUAGUUUGAUUGAAGAACAUGUUUACUGUGCUCUACUGCAUCAAAAUCUUUCAACCUACUGUAUGCAGGCAGUUUUGUGAGCACAAGUGUGUUUCUUGCAUGCACCUGUGUUAUAAAUUUACAAGUGACUGAAUUCCUUGCAGUAUUCAUUUUGAGACCUGCGGGAAUGAAGCUGUCAUUAGCUAUGAGCUGAGAGUCAUGCUUUCAGUCUCAUUCUGUGUUGAUCAGCAUUUGCUCACAAUUCUGACCCGGUGAAUCCAGACAGUGCUAUCUGCUGAGACAUAGUCAGUGUAAUCCAUCACAUCUUUCACAGCAUGACUUUUGGUACACCUAAAGGCUGUCUCACAGUUUUUACUCUCCAUCACAUUGUGUCUUGCACCUCUUUGUUACAUCUGACUAAUGACAGAAAUAAUUCAGUGGACUGCUUCAUACACACUGUAAACACUAGCUACAUUCGUCAGUAGUUUACCCUACACUCCACAUAAUACCAUGCUAUGAGCAGUUCCUUGACGGAAUUGUUAAGUUUGAUACACAUGAUGACUAACCUUUGUCUGGUGAACUUAAGUUAUAUUUAUUCUAAAUAUGGCAGAAAAUGCAACUGGCAUUUUUGUAAAGUAUAUUUUAAGUCUAUAUCCAAUUUUAUGGAUGCAGUAAUACUUUAUACAAUAGGUAAAUAAUUUAUAUUUGUACUUUGUCUGUAAGACUUCUGUAAUAGUCAUUAUGCUAGACAUUCUUGUUUGCUCUGCUGUAAAAUCUGUCCAUCAAUGUAAAAUAUCCAUAUUAGUCUGAAAAUUUUAAGGUCAACGUGGUUUGUAAAGAAAGGGACCGAAUCGUUUUAACGAGCACGCGAUACCAAUAAACAGCUUUGUGUGUGUACGGUAUGUUGACAUAUGACUAGUAAAUAGAGCACUCUACCAUUAUAUUUAAAAAACAAUGUUAGAUGGGAGUAAAGUGACAGUGGUCCAAA
Messenger RNA from Schistocerca nitens (vagrant locust), 3455 nucleotides. It is a transcript of the gene Cdk5, whose product is annotated as cyclin-dependent-like kinase 5. Gene Ontology annotation, biological process: neuron apoptotic process; axonogenesis; protein phosphorylation. Gene Ontology annotation, cellular component: cytoplasm; nucleus. Bases 50 to 949 code for a protein of 299 amino acids. Gene Ontology annotation, molecular function: ATP binding; cyclin-dependent protein serine/threonine kinase activity. The record is from RefSeq and is a predicted model, not a curated record. The transcript has 8 exons. NCBI's taxonomy places the organism in Eukaryota, Metazoa, Arthropoda, Insecta, Orthoptera, Acrididae.